CGCUGAGCAUUGAUGUUGGUUGAUCCGUCAACUAUAGGUACACUGCCCAAAGCACCCGCUACAAAGUACAAGUCUACGUGCCCAACCCUUUCUCGACAGAUUCUUUCAACUCCCUAAACAAUCCCUCUCUCACACGCACCUGGCCUACCUCUCGAGGCGCCCCCUCGCUUCUUUUGCUCUAUAAAACAGGCUGUGGAGAAUUCACGUUGGCCCCUCUCGCCAAUCGCACAACGCUCGCGCGCUUACCGUCCUACCAACUUGCACCAUUGAUCACACCUCUCCUUACACAGACGCGCUUCGACCGACGCACCCAGCCGAGAACCCGUUCGCGAAUCUCCCCGGGGGGCGCCACAAGACGCUAUGGCGAACUGGUAUAGUAGCAUUGUCGGUGCGACGACAUCUAAGCUCUCCAACCUCCUGGGCGGCGAGGCGGACGGCGACACCGAAGACGACACCCACGUGUGCAGAGUCCUCCGAUCAUACUAUACCGAGAAAGGCCGGCCCUUCCCCGGAUGGCUACCGCCCGAUCCCAAAGCACCUCCUCCCGUCGCCGCCGUGUACUCGCAGCCGUCGCAGGUCGGGUCGAGAUACGGAGGCCUGGCCCAACCACCUCAGGGCGGCUUAAGCUCGCUUUGGGACAACAACCCGGCGUCGCAACCGCAAGAUACGCAGAGCCUGAGGCGAGGUAGGGGUGCGCCGGCCUCAAUACGAAAUAACGACCCCAGAAACAGCCCGUUCCGCAAUUCGGACCCUAUGAUAGGGCGAGAGGAGGUGCAAGUGAGGCCGCUGCCCAGCCAGAGAGCUGGCAGCCACCAGAACGUGGGAGGCUACGGGAAAGACAGCGGGCCAGCCCCCACGGGUUCGUCUGGCAGUUCGGCACAGGACAGGCUUAAGCAGCGGCUCUUUGGUGGAAACAGGACCGUGAGUCCCACCGCGAACAGCCCCUUCAAUCCUCCGCCACAGCCGCAGGGCAGCUCGAGGGGAGGCAAGAACAACUACGGAGGCGGGGGCUCUGGCGACUACGAGGAGAGAUUCGCGCCCGGGGGGAUGUACGACGCCAACCCAGGUUCUAGUGGCGGCGGAGAGAGGCCCGGCGGCAGGCGACUGGGGGGCCUGCCCAGCGGCCCCCGGAUGAGAUGAUGGGCGACCGGGAGCGGACUAACACGAGGGUCCCCGUCCGAGGAUGUCGAGGAGGAUUUAACGGGGACCAGCAUCUCCCUAUUCGCACACCUCGCAGUCGUGAGUCACGUAGCAGGAAUACGAUGAGGCCAUAUCGCGAGCGAACUGGGCUGCAGCUGAGGCACUGUGUUCUUGGCACCGUAUCGAGGUUCUGCUCACCGCAUCUAGCUACGCCGCUCUCCCGACUCCUACGGCCCCGGUCCCCACCCAUAAGCCCGGGGUUACGAGGC
Molecule: messenger RNA, 1409 nt
Organism: Durotheca rogersii
Lineage: Eukaryota; Fungi; Ascomycota; Sordariomycetes; Xylariales; Xylariaceae
Product: Sec1-binding region of Mso1-domain-containing protein
Exons: 1
Coding region: 361-1140 (259 amino acids)
Source: RefSeq, a predicted model, not a curated record